Cicer arietinum (chickpea) is the source of this 789-nucleotide messenger RNA. RefSeq names its product small nuclear ribonucleoprotein SmD1b. Gene Ontology annotation, molecular function: RNA binding. The record is from RefSeq and is a predicted model, not a curated record. Gene Ontology annotation, biological process: spliceosomal snRNP assembly; RNA processing. NCBI's taxonomy places the organism in Eukaryota, Viridiplantae, Streptophyta, Magnoliopsida, Fabales, Fabaceae.
ACGUUUACUAGCUUUUUUAAACUUUUUUUGUAAGAAAAAAAAAAAUAAGCUUUUUUGAACUUCAUACGUUUUUAAUUUAUCUUUUUUAGCGGUGGGUUUCUUGCACAGUAUACACACUACUAAACGCUGUCGUCGUUCGGAGCCGAAAUACACCAACUUCUGCUUCUGCCGCGAUUUCCGAUUUUUCCACUCUCACUCUCCUCUUCUUUGCCACCAUGAAGCUCGUUAGGUUUCUCAUGAAGUUGAACAAUGAAACCGUUUCAAUCGAGCUCAAGAAUGGUACUAUUGUUCAUGGCACCAUUACAGGUGUUGAUAUCAGUAUGAAUACACAUCUGAAAACAGUUAAACUAACUUUAAAGGGGAAAAAUCCAGUUACUCUGGAUCAUCUCAGUGUUAGAGGCAACAACAUUCGUUAUUAUAUCCUUCCUGACAGCUUGAAUCUUGAAACUUUACUGGUUGAAGAGGCUCCUAGGGUCAAGCCUAAGAAGCCAACUGCCGGGAAGCCAUUGGGGCGAGGACGAGGGAGAGGACGUGGACGCGGUCGUGGUCGUGGCCGUUAAAUUAUGUAUCACAUAUUUUAUGGAUUUGGUUGUACCUUUGUUGUAGGGAAUUUUUCUGGACUGUUUGAAAGACAUCAGCAGAGUGUUAUUGUGAAUUAGUUGUGUGGAGUGUUAAUGAUGCUAUUUUCUUACAUAAGUGAUUUAUAGAUGUAGUUUAUAAUUCCUGCUGGAUAAUGCCGAAUACCAAUUAACUAAAAGAAGCCGCCUACAGGUGUAGUUUGUUGGAUAA